This is a messenger RNA of Camellia sinensis, 1783 nucleotides long. The record is from RefSeq and is a predicted model, not a curated record. NCBI's taxonomy places the organism in Eukaryota, Viridiplantae, Streptophyta, Magnoliopsida, Ericales, Theaceae.
UACAAAUCACCCACCUUGUGCUUCAACAUAUUGUUUCCGCCAUCCUAACAAUGCAGUCUUCAACAACUUCCAUAAAAUUGAGCAGAUUUUCAUUAGAUAAUUUUGCUGUUAACCUAUGCAAAAUUCUUGGUAUUUCAGGACUAGUCCUCUACUUAGCAUACCUGUUCUUUUUCAGCCAAUCCAGCUGCCCAUCUUCCCAAUUCUUCACCCCCUUCCAACACAUACGGCCAGUGUCACCACCUUCUCAACAACUUAAUAACCUCACUCAUACCAAUCAUUCCUCUCCCACCAACCUUAACCACCUUGUUUUUGGCAUUGUAGGAUCUGUCAAUGCAUGGAGACAUCGAAAGGCCUACACCGAGUCAUGGUGGCGCCCCAACGCAACACGUGGAUACCUCUUCCUCGACACACACCCCACUGAUGACCUCCUCCCCUGGCCGCCCUCUUCUCCUCCUCUUCGCGUGUCCAAUGACAUAUCUAAAAUUGUGGAAGAGUCAAAGCAUGUCGCUCCAAUCAUGGUUCGCAUGGUACAUGCGAUUUUGGAGGUGUUUAGGGAGGGUGAUGAGGGGGUGAGGUGGUAUGUGAUGGGGGAUGACGAUUCUCUCUUUUUUGUGGACAAUUGGGUUGAUGUUUUGGAAAAAUAUGAUCACACUAAGUAUGUUUACAUUGGGGGACAUUCAGAGUUUUUUAUGUCAAAUAUUUGGUUCUCAUUUGAUCAAGGAUUUGGUGGAGCUGGAUUUGCUUUGAGUUAUCCUCUUGUUGCAGCAAUGGUGAAAGAUUUAGAAGGGUGUCUAAGAAGAUAUCCAUAUUUGAACUCAGCAGAUUUGAUUACUCAGUACUGUGUAGAUGAGUUGGGCGUUCCUCUAUCUGCUGAGAGAGGGAUUCAUCAGAUUGAUCUACACGGUGACAUAUCAGGGUUUUUGUCAUCCCAUCCACAAUCUCCAAUGCUCUCCCUCCACCAUUUUGACCAGAUAGAGCCUAUCUUUCCCACCAUGAACCGUUCCCAAUCUGUUAACCACCUCAUGAAAGCUGCGAAAACCGACCAGUCCCGUAUGCUGCAACAAACCAUCUGCUACCAAAAACAAACCAACUGGUCUUUUUCCAUUUCAUGGGGCUACUCUGCCCAUAUUUAUGAGAAAGUGUUGCCAAGAAGUGUUUUGAAGAGACCACUUGAGACAUUUUUGCCAUGGUUAGAUCUCAAACACCGACCAUACUACAUGUUCAACACACGGUGGCCACCUUUUGUUGAUUCGUGUGAAGCUCCUCAUGUAUUCUUCUUCGAAUCCAUUGAUAGUUCCAUUGAUAGUUUUGAAGGGCACAACCAAAUUGUUUUGACUUAUGUUCGAUCCAAGCCACGGGGUUUACCAACUUGUUCAUUGAGUGGGAGUCGUUCUGCUGAUUCUAUCUCCAAAGUUCGGGUCUUCUCGCUGGCGACAAAGCUCCCUAAGAUUGGAAGAAGUGAAUGUUGUGACGUUGUAAAAGUGGGUGAGAACAACAUAACCGAGAUCAACAUCAGAACUUGCAGGGAUGAUGAGAUAAUUGCUUAAUUAGAUGUUGUGAUCUUAAUUUCUCAUUUUUUUUUUCCACGCAAAGAUACACCCUGCAAAUCUUAUUAAGAGUUAGCAAAUUCUUAGCUUGGUUAGGAUCAAGAUCAGCUAUAUUUCUUUAAUUUGUUAGACUAGGCCCAAAUGCUAUGUUUGGUUUAUGAAUUUGAAUAGAAAUUUAGAAAAGAAAAUAGAAAUAAUAGGUAAAAUAUGAAUAAAAUAUAACUAUCUUUCACACA